UCCUUUAUAAGUCACUCUCUGUUCUAUCUCAUAUAGGUUGUUAGUAUAUGUUUAUUCAUGAUUUUUGGUACUUUCAUGGUCUUUGGCUUUUUAUCACAUGAUUAACAUUUAAAUACCCACGUGUACGGAAUAUAUAACAAAGGUCGAGUGUUGGGCUAUGGUUGGACAUCAUAUAUGUUGCUUCUAAUUAAAUUAUCUUGUUAGAUUAUGUAAUCUCAAAUUCUUAGGGAAAAACCGAAGGAUUGAUGGCCUAUAAUAAUCAUGAUCGUUAUUGCGAUAAAUAACUCGUCUUGAAAGUAAUUUUCAUGAAUUGUUAACUUGUAAGUUGUAUCGAAUUGUGUUUACAUUCGCGAUUCAUCUUAGAACAAAUGAUUAGGAGCGGGUGUGCAACAGGGCGAAAAGAGUAAAAGGAAAUUUGUAACCUACUUAUUGAGAACUUGUUCUGUAUGCUUCAGUCUCACAUGAUUUAUUUAUCGACUCACGAACUGUGAAUCAAAAAAAGUAAAUUAUGGUCGAUUUUAGACUAAUUUAAAUCAUUUUGAGCGAAUUGCGAAUUCAAAAGUCGAACUAACUAGAGAAUUACGUUUCACUAGUAUGCUUACACCAUCAUCUAUAUAUCAAGAUUGAUCUAUUUUGUAAAAGGUACCAAAAUCAUCCUAAGAUUUACAACUGAACAGAUUUGUGAAAAACAAAAAAUUAUAUUACUAGGAAUAUUCAAUAAGACUAUCUUUUUAAGAAUGACAUAAGCUUUGAAGUGUUGUAUGGAAAGUAUGCUCAUUUUUGUGCUUUUUAUCUCAAACCCAGGCUCUUCAAUGAACUCAAUAAAGAACUUGUUCAACGGUGGUGCUAGCGUUGAAUCUAAGCUGCAGCAGUUGAAGCGUAAAACCAGAGCACUACGAGCAAGAGCAGAAGAUAUACACAAUGAAAUCGAACAAGAGGAGCUUCGACCAGGAAAAAGAAGAAAGAAGGAGGUUGAUAACUGGUUAAAAGACGUUGAUGAGGCUGUGAUUCAACUGCAACGUCUUGAGCUACGAGGACAAGAUUUAAACACAUCAGGAUGGGGCAGUAGUCAGUAUGGGACAAGUAUUUGUACGAAUCAGACUGCUUAUUUGACCGAACAAAUUGGAGAUUUGCUUAAGCAAGGGAGUUUUCCUCAUGGGUUUAUGUUCUAUGAUCAUGGGGGUUCUAGCAUUGAACUUGUCACGACAGACGAUAAGAUACACGAUGAAAUCUUAACUGAUAAAAAGGAAAAAGCUAUUUCGUGGCUUACAGAGAAUGAGACGAUAUCCAAUAUAGGUGUUUAUGGUCCAGGUGGCGUUGGGAAGACUAUGUUACUUAAAGAAAUUCAUAAUGAGUUACUUGAGCGGUUUAAAUCGCCCAGAAGUGUUUACUGGGUAUCGGUGUCACAUGACACGACAUUGCCUAUGCUGCAGGAUAAGAUUGCGGAAGCUAUGGAUUUGAGUUAUCUUUUAACAGAGAAGAAUCUAAUCAGGAAGGCGGCCUCUUUAUCGUACGAGUUAAAGCAGAGAAAGAAUGUUUUUCUUUUCCUGGAUGAUGUGUGGGAAUAUCUAUCAUUAGAGGAAGUCGGGAUUCCUGUUGGACAGCAGAGUCGUUGCAAGUUGAUCUUGACAACUCGCUCCUUAGACGUGUGCAGAAGGAUGAAAUGUCAAGAACUUGUCAAAGUGGAGCCGCUUUCAAAGGAAAAAGCUUGGGAGCUAUUUGCCAAGCUACUUUGCAGAAGAGAUGGGAUUCCUUCGGAAAUCGAUGAGCUAGCAGAGCUAGUUGCUGCUGAGUGUGCGGGUUUGCCUCUUGGUUUGAAAGUCAUGGCAGGAAGCAUGCGAGGAGUAGAAGACAUUCAAGAGUGGCGUAAUACAUUAGAGGAGUUGCGGGAUUCAACUGCCGGACAAGCUGCUAUAGAAACAGAUAUUUUCCCGGUUUUGAAGCUUAGCUAUGACCGUUUGAAAGAUCCAAAGUUGAGGCAAUGUUUCCUACUGUGUGCAUUGUAUCCCAAGUAUGGUGGAAUUAAACGGGAAGAUCUUAUUGUUCUGUUCCGUUCUGAAGGGCUUCUGGAUACGAUGGAGGGAUGGAAAAAGCAGUAUGAUAAGGGACACAGCAUGCUGAAUAAACUUGAAAACGCAUGCUUGCUCGAGAAGUAUGAUAGCAAAUGUGUGAAGAUGCAUAAUUUCAUCAGAGACAUGGCUAUUCGAAUCACGAAUGUGAUGCCACGAUUUAUGAUAGCUGCUGGUGCAGAGCUAAGAAGAAUACCUAGUGGACGAAGAUGGACGAUAAAUCUUGAUAAGGUUUCGUUGAUGCAUAAUUCUUUGUCAGAAAUUCAACCGGGAACAAUACCCAUGUGUCCCUGCCUCACAACCCUGCUACUCCAAAAAAAUCCGUUCACGAAACUCCCAGAUUCUUUCUUUACGCACUUAAAGGCACUUAAGGUGCUUAACUUAUCGGAAACCAGCAUCAAAAGGUUACCAAACUCGAUAUCAGAGUUGAAGAACCUGAGGGCUCUUCUGCUAGAAUUUUGUAGGCGUUUGCAUUUCGUGCCUUCACUGAUGAAACUUACCAAAUUAAGGGAGUUGAACUUCAACUGUUGCUGGUCAUUGAAGGAUGUACCCCAUGGAAUUGAGCAGCUAUCUGACCUAAGAUUCCUUGAUUUAGACGGGUGCAAAGAUUUGUGUCGGUUAAUCAGUGGGUCACUAUCUGCAUUCACUCAUAUUCAAUGCCUUAAACUCGAUCCAGAUGUGCAAACUAUCUCAGGAGAUGAUAUUGUAAAACUCAGGUAUUUGGAGAGACUAGAAGGGUGUAGGAUUUCUGAAGUGGGCAGUUUUAAUAGAUAUGUUAAAACUCAGCAUUUCCAGCUGCUAAACCACUAUGAGUUUGUUAUUGGAGCAGGUGAAUACAAACAUUUAGACUAUAUCACGAGUGAUGAAGAACAACGAGUGGUGAUAUUAUGCAGCCGUAAUCUUAAACAUAGUGGGAAUGAAGGUGAUCUCUUCAUUCCUCCCGAGAACACGCAGAAUCUACAGAUCCAUAACUCCGAGUUGGAUGCAAGAAGCUUGUUUGAUGCCCUUCCAUCAUUAAUUCACCUUGCCACAUUGAAGAGAAUUCUUGUUAGGCGUUGCAGAGUGAUAGAAUUCAUCUGGUCACCACAAUCACUCUCUGAAGCCGCACAAGAAGCUGCAUACAAAGCUGCUGUAUUACGACUUCGAUGCCUCCAGGAGCUAAUUCUCACUGAUCUGCACGAUUUCAGGGGUUUAGUGAAGGAAGGAGUUCUGUAUCAACAAGGCGCCUUUUCCAAUCUUAAGAUAUUGGUGAUCAAAUACUGUCCUAAAAUCAAGAAGCUAUUAAAUGGUGACCUAAAUAACCUCCAGGAGCUCGAAGUUGAAGGAUGUGAAGAACUGGAAGAGAUUGCAGCAAGUCAUGACAAUAGUUUUGAUCAAGACAAUCCGACUUGCUGGCUUCCCAACUUGAGAGUUCUGCAAUUGAGGCGCUUACCAAAGUUGACAAGUAUUUGUCAUAGAGGUUUGCUAGGAAAAGGUUCAGUAGAACGAAUUAUUGUUGAAUACUGUCCAGAAAUCAAGGAGAUAUUCAUGGAUAAUAAUUUACAGCAGCAUCACCUUAGAAACUUCAGAGAAGCUAAGAUUGCUGGCUGCCGAAAUUUGCUGCAGAUUAUUGCAUCACCCAAGGCUAAGGAUCAACAUAGAGGCAUUUAUGAACUACCCGACUUAAGGGCUAUCGAUUUGGAUGAUCUUCCUUGUCUUACAAGCUUCUUCCAAGGAAAUGUACCAACUUGUGAUUCUAUUGAAAAGAUCACAGUUAGGGAUUGUCCAAAUCUGAAGAGAUUUCCUCUCUUCAUACCAUUACGUACCAAUGAAGAACAAUUAGCUCCACUUCAUCUUCAAGAGAUAAAAGCAGAUCGAGAAUGGUGGGAAGCUCUAGAAUGGGAUAAUGCCCUUAUGAAGCAGAUCCUUUUACCAUUCACCAAAUUGAGCAAGGCCAGAAAAUCGAGCUUCUACAUAACAGAAGAAGUUGGUUCUCCAGGAAGCCACCAAACAAAUGUGGAUAGCAUAGACAUUGGCUCCUGCCUUGAAGCAUGAAGGACUCAUAUGUAUUGGUGAUGCUCAACUUUAAAAUAAGCAAGAUGAUCAAUGCUACAAUUCUUAGUGAAAAAGGUAAAACUGUAAACAUUCAUGAUUCUCUCUUUAUCUAUUUUUGUCUCUAUUUAAUGUUCCUUAUUUCAUAACACUAAGGAUUUAUAGUUCUUUGAGUUUGGAUUAUAAUGUACUAUAAGAAAAUGACUAAUUAACUCAUGUGCCUUUCUUAUUUAUGUGAAACUGCAAAUGACGUUUAUUGCUAAGGGUCAAUCGGAAAUAACCUCUAUAUUGUCACUAGCUAGUGUAUAACAAAGGUAAGGUUGCGUACGUCUAACUCCAAAACAUCAUUCAAAGUAGGAGUCAUUUAAUGGUAUUGGAACAAUGAAUGUUGUUAUGAUGUGGUGUAGAGUAAUUUUUCUCAAAGUCUAGAAUUUCCUCUUGCUGCAGUUAACAUGGGAGGUUCGACCGCGUAGGGGUUUGAAAAAUUAGGGGCCUCGAUAUUAAAUUACUUAGUAUAUGUUAAGUGUUUAAGAUACAAAAUUGUUAAAAAAUAUCAUAAUUUUUAAAACUGCACCGGACCUCCAUAGAGUUUGCCAAUUUUUACUCCGUCCUGCUGCAAUAUCCCUUGCCCUAUGUUGUUAUAAUGCUUAUUAGUUGAUGUUGAAUUCUAUAAUGAAGGUUGAAAGCAGUACUACAAUCACAGUGCAAAAUGUGGCCCACAUAACUGUAUCGCAAUCGUAUUGUAAAGGACAAGCAGUCGAUGUGCUCGAAAGAGAGCUGAGCUUCAUGUGUGGUUCUGAUGCAUAUGCUCUGACGAGCUAAGUUGGGCUCGUCAUUCAAAAGAGAGACCACAACAUAAAAAGCUAUAGGGAGAUAGAAUGGGCAUAACUAAUUUGUUAACAGUCGGAUGUGGCUGGUGGGAAGGGCACAUACUUCCUCUGUCCCAAAAAAUUAAUCUAAUUUUUAUUUUUCUAUUGAAUUUAUUCCAUUUUUAUUUUUAAUCAAGAUUCACGCUUUUUUUUAAUUAUCAUCCAUACAUUUUACUUAGUUUUUCAUUUUAUCGACAAAUUUUUUACUUUCACAUAAUGUAUACUUUUCUACUACUGUUAACCAAUUUUUUUGAUUUACAGCACAUUUAUA
This is a messenger RNA of Amaranthus tricolor (Joseph's coat), 5240 nucleotides long. RefSeq names its product probable disease resistance protein At1g62630. Gene Ontology annotation, molecular function: protein binding; ADP binding. The transcript is spliced from 3 exons. NCBI's taxonomy places the organism in Eukaryota, Viridiplantae, Streptophyta, Magnoliopsida, Caryophyllales, Amaranthaceae. Bases 762 to 4103 code for a protein of 1113 amino acids. The record is from RefSeq and is a predicted model, not a curated record.